This is a messenger RNA of Nicotiana tabacum (common tobacco), 1854 nucleotides long. Lineage: Eukaryota; Viridiplantae; Streptophyta; Magnoliopsida; Solanales; Solanaceae. The record is from RefSeq and is a predicted model, not a curated record.
AUGGAAGAAAAUCCUUUUGCGGACAUAGAUGAGUACAUCGAGGAUACAAAUGCUAUUGUACCUCCGGUUGUUGGUGCUGCAACUUCCAAGGUGGAACAUGGUUUAAUCCUUAUGCUCAAAGCGGAGGGGUUUUUCAGGAAUUCCACUGAUGAUGAUCCGACACUAUAUCUUAGAAACUUCUUGGGUAUGUGUGCGAUGCAUAAGCAGAACAACAUCUCUGAUGAUGCCCUAAGGUUGAGGGUGUUCAAGUACUCACUAGCUGGUGACGCAAGGAAGUGGCUUCAAAAUAUGCCACCAAACUCCAUUCAUUCUUGGCCUGAACUUGUCCGAGCAUUCUUAGCUAAAUGGUUCCCGCAAAGUAAGAAGUCUGAGCUCCGGGAUAAAAUUUUCUUUUUCAAGCAAGUACCGGGAGAACAUCUACAUGAGGCACGGGAUCGAUUCAAGUUAUAUUUGGUAAGGUCUCCCAACCAUGGUUUUCCGGAUUCUAUCUUGUUGGAGAAAUUCUACAUGAGUUUGGAUCCUAUGUACCAAUCUAUAGACAAGAAUGCAGCUGAUGGAUCUUUAAUGGACAAAUCAUUCGCAAGGGUCACACAAAUACUUGACAAAAUGAAAAAACAUAUCCAAGCUUGGCACUCAGAGGACACCACAGGUGGAAUUGCAUAUGGUUCUCCUUCCUUGACCACCAUGAUCAAGGAAAAUCAAGAGAGAGAUCAAGCGAUUGCAGGGCUUGCCACAAAUGUCAAUGUGUUGACAAAGAUAUUCACCGAAAGCCAAACGAAGAAAGUAAAUGUGGUGGAGGAUGUGCAACCCAUAUCAAAUGAAGACUUUGAGGAGGCAAACUAUGUCAACAACUCUCAAGGAGGUGGCUCAAAUCAAGGAAAUUGGAAUAACAACAACAACUUCUCAAAUCGGAAUUCAAACCCAUAUGUUCCUCCAAAGGGUCAAUAUUCAAAUCAAGGUUCCUCAAGUGAUUCCAAGUUGGAAAACAUGCUUGAAUGGGUAUUGCAAAAUCAAGAGAAGUUCGACAUUUCUAUGAGGAAUAUGACUGAGCUUGUUGGCUCUCAUACCGCAUCCAUUCAAAAAUUGGAGAUGCAAAUGAGAGACCUCUCUAGGGAGCAAAAUCCUAAGCAAAAAGGGACACUUCCAAGUGACACAAUUGCGAACCCAAAGGGUAGUGGGGGUGGUCCAACUUCUCAUGUCAUGGCAAUUACUACUCGGAGUGGGAAGAUACUACAAGGAGGGAGUGAACAAGUGGUUGAAGUUGAAGAGUCCGAACAAGAGAUUAAGGUUGAAGAGCCAAUUGUUGUUGAAAAAGGUUCCAGAAGAAUUGAAAGUGCAAGAAGAAAACCGGGAAGAGGUAAAGGAAAAGACUUGAUUACCAAGAAGAGAACCCCCAAGAAUGAAGUAGUGAAUAUGACUCACAGGGUUAGUUCCAUCAUUGCAACAUCCACCGUUCAAAAGAAAGAAGACCCGAGAGCUUUCACUAUUCCAUGUACUAUUGGGGCACAUGAUUUUGCAAGAGCCCUUUGUGAUAAUGGGGCUAGCAUCAGCUUAAUGCCUCUUGCCAUAUACAAGCAAGCAGGGUUAGGUAUGCCAAAUCCCACAAGUAUGAGAUUGCAAAUGGCUGAUCGUUCCAUAAAGAGACCGGUGGGAAUUGUUGAUGAUGUGCUUGUUAAAGUGGGAAAGUUUCAUUUACCCGCCGAUAUCGUAAUCCUUGAUUGUGCGGUUAACAAAGAGAUCCCUAUCAUUUUGGGGAGACUAUUCCUAGCCACAAGAAGAGCACUAAUGGAUUCGGAAUGGAAUGAGAUCAAAUUCCGUGUGAAUGAUGAAGAGGUUACAUUCCAAGCAAGCUAG